ACCUAAUGCUAGAUGAUGAGUUAAUGGGUGCAGCGCACCAGCAUGGCACAUAUAUACAUAUGUAACUAACCUGCACAUUGUGCACAUGUACCCUAAAACUUAAAGUAUAAUAAUAAAAAAAAAAAGAAAGAAAUAUUUCUGAAUGGCCCAUACUUCAAAAGGGAAACAAUAAAUCCUCCGGCUAAAGCCCUAACCUUUAGAGGGUGAUGUCAGAAGGAACACCGGAGACUGGACGCCGGAAGACCUGGGUGCUAGACCUGGCUCUGCUGGCCUUUCAUGAUGGGGAAUUCUGUUUUCCUCUUUACCCCUGCUUUGUGUAUCACUCAAGGAGUUUUACGAGGAGAUCGCUAAGCUCUGACAUUGCGAGACACCUUGUCCCUACUUUCUGAGACAGAGGUUGGGCACGAUGACCCAGAGGUGAGACUUGAUUUGGUGAUUCUUGUGAUCUGAAUCUCUUCCAUAUGUCUAGUGUCAGCCCAGCUCAGGGAGCGGAGAACACGGGCAAUCUGAUACCUCCAGGAAGUCCAAUGCUUCGUUGUUGCUAAAAUUAGAACCAGGCUGCAGCUUAGAUCAAGGCCAUUCCUUUCCCAGCCUCACGGUGAGCUAACUCUUCUCCCUCCACCCUGCACCGUACAAAUGUGCCGGUAAUUAUAGCAACAUGAGCACCAGAUGAUUCAUCCGGGAGUCUGGAGGAAAAAAGCAGAAACCAAGUUAGAGCUUUACAGAGAUCCUGACCCUUAUAGACAAGGAGAUGAGAGUAGGCAAAAGGAGAAAACAAAUGAGACAAGAGGGAAGGAAGAAGGAAAGAAGGAGGCAGAAACAAUUGAAGAGAAUUAACUUCUUAGCCUGGACAGGAACAUGAGCGGAAGACCUAGUUAGUUCCUACUUACCCUUUGCGGCUGUGCUGGCAGCGUACCAAAUGACUUCCCCAAGGACAGUGCUCCAUUCUUUUUUGAAAAAUAACUUCAAAAAAUGAAAUCAUGAUCUUUCCUGGUAAUGCAUUUCAGUAGCUUGCUUGUGUCUGUGUGUCAGUACGAAUGGAGCUGGAGCUAGGCUUGAUCCCAGCUUUGAUACAGAUUAACCAUGAUCUCGAGCAAUUUACCUAAUUGUUUGCACCUCAUUUUCUUUGUCAUAAAACAGAGAGAUCUACCUCAAAGCACGCUGCGCAGCUAAAAUGAGGUCAAAUAUAUGAGAGUGCCUGGAAGGUUCACACAGGUUGGCCCAACCUAGGUUUAGCUGAAAACAUAUGUAAAAAAGAUUGUCUAAUCUAGGUGGUCUUUGUUUCUGCCUCUGGGGAUCUUAAUUUAUCAUAGGUAUCCAUUUCUGAGGUUGUUCUGUGGUAGUUUCUUUAUCCUAUAUUUCUCUAAUCAUCCACUAGGUUUGCAUGCAGAUGGCAAGACUAAAAGUGCCUUUCCCUUCUGGUUGACAAUGGAGUGGCAGUUAGCUUUUUAGGAGCUACCCUAUCUUGAGCCUGUGCUGUCCAAGCUCUCUGUGCCAUUUCUUCUGCUGUACGAGGGGAUAGAUCUGUCCUGCAGGGCUGUUGUGGAGAUUAAAAGCAAUGUCAAAUGUGAAGUGCCUAAUAUAGUGGUAGAUACAUAAUAGAUGCUUAAGAUGAGAAAUGUUUAAUAGGAUGAGUUAUUAGGAAUUUUAAACAUUAGUUAUUUAUGCCUGUAAUCCCAGCACUUUGGGAGGCCGAGGUGGGCAGAUCCCCUGAGGUUAGGAGUUCAAGACCAGCCUGGCCAACAUGGUGAAACCCCGUCUCUACUAAAAAUACAAAAAUUAGCUGGGUGUGGUGGCGGGCGCCUGUAAUCCCAGCUACUCAGGAGGCUGAGGCAGGAGAAUUGCUUGAACCUGGGUGGCAGAGAUUGCAGUGAGCCAAGAUAGCACCAUUGCACUCCGGCCUGGGCAACAGAGUGAGACUCCAUCUCAAACAACAACAACAACAACAACAACAACAACAACAAUAAACAUUAGUUAUUUAGUUAGUAAAUUUGCUGCCCUGGAUUUUUAAGCAGAAUAAAAAAACUAUUUUUCUCUCCCCUGCAAGGUCCUUUGAUGGUCAUGCCUUAGUGUUCAUGAAGACUGGACUUCCUUUCCUCAGUGGGAGUGAUACUCCCCUUGGCCCACCCUGUCCCCUUAGCUCUUACCUUUUCCUGGCACUUUGACCUGACUUCCAACUUCUAGCAUCUGUGUCUUUCUUUUAUCCUUUUUGCUUGGGGAUUGGGGACUUUCCUAGCCACCUGAGCCCACUCUGUCCCCACAUGGUUGGAAGUGCUUAGGAAUUUGUACUCUUCGCCAGCAAUCUUCAACCAAUGACUGAUGGGAGCUGGUGGAUAAAUACCCCAAAUCCCUCCCUCCUCAGGUGGGAUACAGUUGAGGUUUGUGUUCUGUGUUACCUCCCAGAGUUCCCCAGAGAGAUGAAGCCCCAGUUGCCCACAGUGGAAAUUUAUGUGAUCAGGUGCCCUUUGUAGGCUCCUUCCAUUCCCCGUCUCACUUCCCUCCGCCCCUACCAGGGUCCUGGGAUCGCUUCCCAUUCACCUACUUACACUCAUUCCUUUUCUCAGAGUUGGCUCCUUGGAGAAUUUAACUAAGAAGACUCCAGGGAAGGCUUCGCUUUUGAAAAUUAAAGACUCUGAAGGGCAAACUUCUUCUACUGUGUGAGGGGAUAGAUCUUCCCUGCAGGAUGGAUUAGCCAAGGGCUAGGGGUUGGAGGUUAAUGCAGUGAGAAGAGGGAAAUGUCUCAACCCUAGAUGAUGGGACUUGGAUCCCAGGUAAGGAAGCAGCUUCAAAUUGAUUGGGAAGGAGACCAGGGCACAAGAUCACAUGCCUUCAAGGGUCAGAACCUCCCAGGGGAUAUAUGUGUGGGUGUCAGUGGGGGACUUGGCAUAAUAUACCGGUCCCUUGAGGCCUAGAGCAAGGUGCCAGGUGGCCAGGUUGGGAGGAAAGGCACAACUGAUGGAAGCAUCUCACCGCUGCAGAGGACUUACCCUGCUGGAUGAGUAUUUGGGCAAGCAAGAGGGUUUCAUCCAGAACCUCGCUGUUAGACAGUUGGGGAAUGGCUAGUAUGCAGUAGUGGCUUUGGGGGAAACACAAGAAAAAAACAACAGAAAGAUGCCCCCACACAAAGAAACAUUGUUUUUGGACACCUAUCAGUUGCCUAGAUUUCUCUAUGUUUGGUCAUAGGGAAGAAUAGUUGAUUUUGGACUUCAUGCCAAUCCUGGCGUAUGGAGAGAUUAAAACACACCUAAUUUCUUUUGGGGAAAUACAAGCCUCAGUUUUGUUUUUCACACACACACACACACACACACACACACGAGACAGGUUUUUUUUUUGAGACAGGUUCUCGCUCUGUCACCCAGGCUGAAGUGCAGUGGCAUAAUCACAGCUUACUGCAGCCUCAACCACCAGGGCUCAAGCGAUCCUCCUACCUCAGACUCCUGAGUAGCUGGGAUGACAGGCAUGCUCUACUACACCUGGUUAUUAUUUUUUUUUGUAGAGACAGGGUCCCACUAUGUGGCCAAAGCUGGUCUCAAACUCCUGGGCUCAAGCAAUUCUCCUGCCUUGGCCUCCCAAAGUGCAGGGACUAAGACACGAGCCACUGUGCCCGGCCUAUGCCUCAAUUUUGUACUUGACUGCCAAGCUCUUCACACUCAUAACACCAUUCUUAUCAUUGUUGUUGUUAAUAGUAGUAAUAAUCAUAAUGAUAAUGAUAAGAACAAUGGGUUGAGGUUUUGUACUCCUGGUGGGGCAGGACUGAGCUGCAUCUUUAAGUGACACUCCCUGCACAGUGGUUCUGGUGCCCUCACUUCCGGUGGGCUCCAUUUGCAGUGUGUCUUCAAUCUUAUUGAUUGGAUGUGUUGAGCAAAAUUCAGAGAAAGUGCUUCACAGAACUGCCCUGGCAGGGCUGCAAAAUGGCCACACGAGGCUACCCAGAAUGAAGCUACGUCUUCUAAGCGGGGAAGGGAAUACAGAAUUACUCUUCCUUCUGGGCAUCCUGGCCACCCCCUCCUCUGACCUUGUGAUGCUCUCUCUCUGUCUCGCUGUCUCUCUCUGACCUCUCCCUUCCCCUGGCACUGACUGAUAAGGACAACAGAAGUCUGUUUUUGCCAACCUCAUGAGGUCUGUGGUGGCCUAAAGUGACUGUGGGGUCUUGACCCUCAGGUCUCACUAGAGUCGGAUAUACUGAGAGACCAACUUCCCAACCAGAAAUAACUUCAGAGAGACAGGACCAGGCUUCCGGAGUCACAGGACUGAGAGAGACUGAGCCAGCUAUUUCAGGAGGUCUUCAUAGCAGCAGACACAAAAACGGAAGACUGAAAACAGAGAGAGAGUUCUUUCUAGACAUAAAAGUCUCAAGCUGAAAACCCUGGGGCUAUCUCAGCGUCAACUCUUGGUGAGGCGCUGCUGUUCCUCAGGUGUGUGGAGACCCAGAAGACAAGUGCUCCCUCUUUUAUGCAGAGACAAGCAGCUGUCUUAGAACUGAUGAUUAGGCUGUGCGCGUGGCUCACACCUGUAAUUCCAGCACUUUGAGAGGCAGGUGGAUCACUUGAAGUCAGGCGUUUGAGGCCAGCAUGGUCAACAUGGUGAAACCCCGUCUCUACUAAAAAUAUGAAAAUUUAUCUGGGCAUGGUGGUGCAUGCCUGUAAUCCCAGCUACUCAGGAGGUGGAGGCAGGAGAAUUGCUUGAACUCGGGAGGCAGAGGUUGCAGUGAGCCGAGAUCACACCACUGAACUCCAGCCUUCCAGCCUGGGCAACAGAGUGAGACUCUGAAAAACGAAACAAAACAAAACAAAAUACUGAUGACCACAGGAAUUAUAUCUGUGUAGCCACAGAUGCGAGCCCUUGGGCCUAAGUUUCUCUCUGUCAGUCUAGGUUCUUCCCAUCAUAAAGUAAGGAGGUCAGUUGAGAUGGUCAGCUCCCACCUCUCCUUCCUGCUUCUGAAACUCACAGAUGGAUACCCCAAGGUGCCCACGUUCUGAUUCAGCCCCACCUGAGGCUGGUUCUUUUCUGUCAUCUUGAUAGUCUUAGAAUUCAAUUUUCCUGGGGGUCUGGUGUUACCAUUAUGAACUAUCAUUCCCUAGGACUCUUUCACAGCCUGCCAAGACACCUAUUAGCCUCUCCUUUGAGGCUAACCAGGCUUGGGCAUCCGUCCUGAUGAACAGGGGGCCCACUGAUGCCAUCCCUGUGGAGGGACAGACACUGGCUAUUGUGGACACAGAGCUCUGCCUGCCUCAGCGCACACUUGUCCCAGCUUUCUGCUUGCUCCCUGCCUCUUCCUGCCUUGAGGUGUUGCAAGCUAGCCACCAGGAUCCGUAAAGGAAAUCUAGACAUGGCUUUUAUUUUUUAAUUUUUUUUUUUUGAGAUGAGGUUUCCCUAUGUUGCCCAGGAUGAUCUCAAACUCCUAACCUCAAGCAGUCCUCCUGCCUCAGCCUCCUGAGUACUGGGACCGAAGGCACGUGCCACCAUGCGUGGCUAAUUUCCUUUUGUUUUCUAGAGAUGGGGUCUUGCUAUGUUGCCCAGGCUGGUCUCGAAUUCCUGGGCCCAAGAAAUCCUCCUGCCUUGGCCUCCCAAAGUGCUGGGAUUAUAGAAGUGAGCCAUCACACCCGGCCUGGAGGUGGUCUUUGAGAUCGGAUAUUAAGCAGACUUACACCAACUUUUCUUUCUUUUAGGUUCUCAAGGCAUCUCUUACAAAUGUAGAGAAAGCCCUGGCUAUGGGCCACGUCUCAUUUCCUUGCAGAAACCCCUUCUCUCUGAAAUACAGUGGAAUGUAAGAAUUGCCCAUCUGAAGACCUUUGUGUCCUUUUCCAACACUGCUGUUGGAGAUGCUGCUCAUUGUGUGACCUCAUGUCUGUUGUAUAAAGAUCCACUUGAUAAAUUUCUCCUUGAACACAGUGCCAGGAAAAUUUUCUUUUUCCAAUCGGAUUCCAAAGUUAUUGUACAAUGAGAAGUAUAUGAGCCAGUGUGUUUCCCUUUUAUCCAGGAAACUCAGUGAUAAAUCCAGGGUUUAACUGUAGUAAACAACAUCCCAGGUGCCUUGAAACGUAUUGUUCUCUUUUUACUCUAGCUCAUUGGUCCUUGAGUUGUGUUCUGUUUUUAAUGUUUCCUUAGACUCCUUUGGGAAAUAGUAAGGUGUAAAUUUUCUCCAAAAAAAUCCAUGCAUACAAGCACAUAUACAUGAGAUAGAUGGCCUCUUCCUGUCCCUUUCUUACCAUCACCACUGCUAUGUCCCCAGCCCAGGCUAAAUGCCAGGCACUGGGAAUGCAGUGAUGAAAGGCGCUGCCUGUGAAUGACUCAUGGUUAGUCUAUUGCAGGGAUAAGCUGGCACAGAAAGAAUGCGAAUGUAAGGCGGAAUAGGGUCAGUGCCGACAUCAAGGAACAAAGAAAAAGCUAGAGGGGUUCAGAAGGAGAGCAAUUGAUUCUGGAAAGAGACAUCAGAAUGUGGAAGCCUUCUUGGAUGGAAGGGAAUUUCAACUGGAAAUUGAUGGAAAGGAUGGAAAGGAUUUUGAAGGCAGAGAAAGAGGAGGAACAUCUCUGACUGAGAAAACAGUUUGAACAAAGACUUGUUCUGGAAAAAAAGUAAAUUGUCCUCCACAUUUGGCAAAAACACUAGGAACUGAGUUGGUUGGCAGGUAGGAUACAUGAAGGAGACAGUGGGAACUGAGGAUAAGAUUCUUUCACAUGAUAUGUAUUUUGCAAUUUAUAAAUGGAAUUUGGGUUCAAGCCUGUAGUCCCAGCUACUGAGAGGCUGAGGGAGGAGGAUUGCUUGAGCCUAGGAUUUCGAGACUAGCCUGGACAACAGAGCCAGACCCCAUUUCUUAAAAAAAAAAAAAAAAAGAUCUUGGGUUCAAUAUGUCCUUUUGUUCAACAACCCUGUGAAGUAGCAGAGGAAAUAGGAUUAUUUCCUGUAAUGUAUCAGGUAACCCGGUUACAGGGCAGUUAAUUCAUUCUAAGUGACACAGGCUGUAAGUGAGAAAACCAGCACCAAAUUUCACACUAAUUUUACUACAUUAAGUUUCAUCUCUGGAAAUCAAGAAGAGGUUUGCAGGGCCAAGCUAGUUGAAGCUUACCUUGGACUAAGAAUCAAAGUCGGUUUUUUUUUUCCUUUCUUUUUUUUUUUCUUAAGAGGUGGGUGGGGGUGUUGACAAGGAGGAAAGGGAGGAACCCACAAAUGUAAUUUCAGCAACAGUUCCCUUAACAACGCCCGCAGAUGGAUGAAUUUCCGCACAGUCUGGUUCUCUGUUCCUUUUCUGUUCCUGAAGAGAAACAAUUGAGGGAGUGAGGGAUAUGCAGUGAUGUUUAUCUUUCCAGCUCUGAACUUUCAAAUUCUGGAAUCCCCCAGGGUUGGGGAAGGGUGGGUGUAGUCACUUCCCACCGUUGCAGAGGGAUGGGAGAUGUAGCAACUCCUGUUGGGGCAUGGGGCGGGGUGUGUGAUUUCCUCCCAAAUCGGAAAUUUAUCUCCCGAAUGGGAGGCUGCAGAGAGUCAUCAAGGACUUAUCUCCAGGAGCAGACACCAGAGAGGAGCCCUGCCCAAUCCUUUACCCCAAAGGGGGCGUGCUUAGCCCGAGGAGGAAGAAGAGGGUUGCCAGCUAAGAGUCAGCACCAAGGGCGCCCGCUCUCAUUCAUGUGUCAAUGAAGAAUUCCUGCCAGACUUCCAGUACUGUCCUCGACCAUGGGCAGAAUCCCAGCUGCCCCUCCCAGAACACUCCAUGCCACUGGAACUCAGGAGCUCAGGUGGGCUUAUCUAAAUCAGAUCCCAAAUUGUAUUUUAAAAGCCUCUACCAAAAGAAGAGGGGCUCAAGCUGAGAGAAAACUCACCAGGGCAGAAAAGAUGAGCCAUGGAAGCAGAGCUCAAAGGACUGAAGAGCUCAUGAAAGACUUCUUAGAGAAGAGAGACAAGGGGAAACUUCUCAUACAGAGAAGUAGAAGACUAAAACAGAAUCUCUUGAGACCGCUGCAACUUUCCGUAACUGAAGAUGGCUAUAUUCAUUAUGGUGACAAAGUGAUGCUUGUGAAUCCUGAUGAUCCUGACACAGAAGCUGAUGUGUUUCUGCAUGGGGACCUGAGCCUGUGUAUGACUCCAGAUGAAAUUCAGUCCCAUCUGAAAGACGAAUUAGAGGUACCCUGUGGCCUGAGCGCAGUUCAAGCCAAGACCCCAAUUGGCAGAAACACUUUUAUCAUUUUGAGUGUACACAGAGAUGCCACUGGUCAAGUCCUUAGAUAUGGGCAGGACUUUUGCCUGGGGAUAACAGGAGGAUUUGACAACAAAAUGUUGUAUUUAUCAAGUGACCACAGGACCCUCCUGAAAUCGUCUAAGAGGUCUUGGCUCCAGGAAGUGUACCUAACAGAUGAGGUCUCCCAUAUGAACUGCUGGCAGGCUGCCUUCCCUGACCCCCAGUUACGCCUGGAAUAUGAAGGCUUCCCCGUCCCGGCAAAUGCUAAAAUUCUCAUCAAUCACUGUCACACAAAUCGGGGACUGGCAGCCCACCGGCAUCUUUUCUUAAGCACCUAUUUUGGAAAGGAGGCUGAGGUCGUAGCUCACACAUACCUGGAUUCACACAGAGUUGAGAAACCAAGGAACCACUGGAUGUUGGUUACUGGGAAUCCCAGGGAUGCCUCGUCCUCCAUGUUGGAUCUGCCCAAACCACCCACAGAGGACACUCGAGCCAUGGAGCAGGCCAUGGGCCUUGACACGCAGUAACACGCCAGGCACGUGCAUGUUUUCCCUGGUCCCGCUCUCAUCAAAUGUAGCUUUAAAAGAAAUUAACAACCUUGGUCAUGCCUCAAGCUAUUUUUGAAUCAGAUGUGGAACUCUCUGGGCACUAUAUUAAAAUAAAGAUUACAUUAAGAUGAUUGAAUUUGUGGUGGCAGUCUAGGGCUGAAGAAAAACAGCUCUGGAGAAUAAAUAGUAUUUGAAAGUGACAAACAAUAGCCUUUUGUUGAUAAACAAAUUCUGAAGAACUCAGCUUCCUCUACUUAUAUCCUUCAUUGUCUACAAGGACAACGCGUUACUUUUUAAAGUUAUGUCUAUGUAAUAAAGCUGUUGGAACUAUACUGAAUUUUUGGUACCACAGUUUCCCUCUUGAAUGUACUAAAACACAAAAAACUGACAGCUCUGAGCUGUGGCCUUAUCUUGGAAUUAAACAUUUCCACCUUUGUAAAACAUCCUAUUUUUGUUUCUACCUUUGGCUUUCGAGGUCAGGACCUCUACCUGAUCAGUAACCUAUUAUUUUGUAAUGAUAUUUAAGCUGCAGAAUCUCUACCUUGUCUUUGAAACUGGCACAUUAGUUGUGGCACCCAUGUGAUUAGAUAGUUCCUGACAAAAUAAAUGUAUGUCCUUCCAUGUA
Molecule: messenger RNA, 9344 nt
Organism: Pan troglodytes (chimpanzee)
Lineage: Eukaryota; Metazoa; Chordata; Mammalia; Primates; Hominidae
Gene: CFAP161
Product: cilia and flagella associated protein 161
Exons: 8
Coding region: 7670-8698 (342 amino acids)
Biological process (GO): cilium assembly
Cellular component (GO): motile cilium
Source: RefSeq, a predicted model, not a curated record